This is a messenger RNA of Neurospora tetraspora, 2246 nucleotides long. RefSeq lists its product as uncharacterized. NCBI's taxonomy places the organism in Eukaryota, Fungi, Ascomycota, Sordariomycetes, Sordariales, Sordariaceae. The record is from RefSeq and is a predicted model, not a curated record. Gene Ontology annotation, biological process: intracellular transport. The transcript has 4 exons. Gene Ontology annotation, cellular component: cytoplasm; nuclear pore. Gene Ontology annotation, molecular function: GTPase activator activity. The coding region runs from base 480 to 2003 and encodes 507 amino acids.
AGGUUGUAUUGCACAAGUUCAACCUGAACCCAUCACAAGUUAGGUGGAAAUAACGUUGUGACCAACCACUGUAGCGAAGCGCGCGGAGGGCCCCAACUGCCCGCCCUGCCCUGUGCUAAUCUCCACUUCCACUUCCACCCGCCCCCGCUGAGCCUGGUACCCCAUUUUCGGGAGACGCCCAGACGUUCGAUUUCAGAUCCGCUUGGCACCAAACUCCGUCUCUGCCACUUUCUUUUUGCUCUUGCUCUUGUCUGGUAUUGGUAACUCUUCCGAAACCGAGGCCUUCUCGUUUCUUAUCCUUGCUACUCAUUUGUAUCCAAUUUCUACCGCCGCGUCAAGCCCGGUACGCUUUGCAACACCAAGCUCGCGAGAGAUCAUCAGUCUUGUGCUUGGCGAUUUGUCCAGUUUGCUGCCACAGCCCUCCUCCUCACUUGACCACCACAUCACCAACCCCGCGAUCCAUCAGACACUCUGACAUCAUGGCCGACCCGACGCAAAACCAAACCGACACCGCGGACCCCGUCGUCGCGCCAGUCGCUAAGGAAGACGCCGAGACCACGGCCGCCCGCCGCGAACUCAAGCACACAUCCAUCUCCGAGCAAAGCGCCGCCGUAGCCCAAGAUAGCGGAUCAGACAAUGGCACCCCUACAGCCGGAUCAAGGAAGGCCACUCCAGAGCCUGCAAUUGGCGACGACAAAGACACCGAGAUGAAGGAGCAGGUUUCGUCUCCCAAGAAGAAGAGAGCACACGACGAGCUUGACGAGAGCAAGGACGCGAAUGACGCUGAAUCCGGGGACCAGGCUUCCACAGAGGAGGCCAAGUCCACCGCGACCCAAAGUAGGACAGACAGGUCCGAGCCGGAGAAGAAGCGUGCCCGUGACGAAACAUCCACGUCGGAUGACGGAGCGAAGGAGACUACAACCUCAGUAUCUGCCGAGACAACCACCACCGAGACUAUUGCGAAGCCCGCCGAGCCAGCAGCAGAAGUCAAGCCCACGAGCGAAGAAAAGCCCCAAACAUCAUCCUCCGCCUUUGCCCAGUCCGGUUUCGCCAAGCUUGCCAGCUCUACAACCUCUCCCUUCGGCGCCCUAGGGGGCUCCGCAGCCCCCAGCCUUUUCGGCUCUACAAACUCUGGAUCCGCCUCUCCCUUCGGCACUCUCGGCGCUUCCACCACAGCAGCGGCCCCCGCGCCGCCCAAGCUCAGCUUCGGCAGCUCAGCCGCCGCACCAUCGCCCUUUGCCGGCUUUAACAGCGCCAGCACCGGCUCCGUGUUUGGCGGCGGGUUCUCUAGCGGUUUUGGAAGCGGCGCGCUUGGUGGAGCUAAGCUUACAAGUUUCGGUGGAAAGCCCGGUGAGACUUUGACGAGCAGCAAGCCUGCCAAGCCUUUUGGUGCGCCAGAGAGUGACGCGGAGGAGAGUGAAGAGGAGGGCGACAACGAGAAGGAGGAUGCGGGGUCAAACGAGGAGAAGGAGGGGGAGAACGAUGAGGCUAAGACUGCGGCGGAGGAAGAGAAGAAGCUGAAGUUGCGAAAGGUCGUUGUCGAUGACGGCGAGGGCGAGGACGCCACGCUACUAGCGGUGCGCGCCAAGAUCUUCGUUAUGGAGAAGGGUGUCGGCUGGAAGGAGAGGGGAGCCGGCAUGCUUAAAGUCAACGUGCCCAAGGCGAGCGUCGAGCGAGAUCACAACGGCAACUGGGACUCCACUUCCUUCGACGCCUCGGCACUGGUGGAGGAUAGCGGCGACGGAGAGGCCGGCAGCGGUGGCGGCCGUAAGAGUGUCCGUCUCGUCAUGCGCCAAGACCACACCCUCCGUGUGAUUCUCAACACGGCGAUUGUACCGGCCAUGACGUUUGUCGUGACCAAGAAGCUCAAGGCGGCAUAUGUGCUUUUUACGGCGUUUGAGGGCACGGAGCCGAGACAGGUGCAGGUCAAGCUGAGCGAGGCCAACGCUACUGCCUUCAAGAACCUUAUGGAUCUCAUACAGAAGGAGCUUGCCGACGAGUAAGAGAGUUAAAAACUACCUCUAUACAACGUUUUGUUUCACCUAGACGAGAGCGAAGUCGGACUUGCAAGGCCGUCGGCAAUGAGACUAUGUCUAUUUUACUUGGUGCGUGGGCGUUGUGGGAUGGAUAGGCGAAGGGGUGGAUGAACGGACGGCUGAGGUGACGGCUGGGGAGGGAGACACGAAAAUACCAGGGCAGUCACUUUUUCUGAGGGACUGGCUCGCUUGCAUUUGUUAUUGCGGAAC